UGGGAUCUGAAGCGCCUGUGUGACGAGGCGGGAGAGGCGGAGAUCCAGGCAGAGGCGAUGCGAUGUACGCCCGAGACCUACCUCGCAUACGCCACUUCCAUGCGUCCGCCGUACGCAGACGGCGUCGUGCCCGACGAGUCGCCGCUGUAUCUCUUCGAUGCGCAGCUGCCGCAGCGGCUGGGUGACAACUGGAACGUGCCGGCCUUGCUCGGUCGGAAUGAGAAGGGAAAGGCACAGGAAGGAGGAGGCGAGUGGGAUCAUGAUCUCUUCGGCCUGCUGGGCGAGAGAAGGCCGGACUAUCGCUGGGUCAUUGCUGGUCCUGAACGCAGCGGAAGCGGCUGGCACAAAGACCCAAAUGCCACCUCAGCGUGGAACACGAUUCUCUCGGGCUCGAAGCACUGGCUCUUCCUGCCGCCGCACGUCACGCCUCCCGGCGUGUUCGUCUCGCACGACGAAGGCGAAGUCACGGCGCCGCUGUCGCUUGCGGAAUGGGCAGAGGGAUACUUGGAGGAGUGCAGGCGACGACAUGGAGAGAGGGGCGAUGGCAUGUUGCUGGAGGGCAGAUGCGAGGAGGGCGAGACGGUCUAUGUGCCGACUGGAUGGUGGCAUUGCGUAGUCAACACCUCAGAAUGCGUGGCAUUCACGCAGAACCUCGUCUCGCGACACGAGCUGGGCGCAGUGCUGGACUUUAUGAAGUCGCGCCCGACGCACGUCUCGGGCUUCAAGCGCGCGCCCUCGUCUUGCGCUCCCCUGUAUGGGCUCUUCUGUGCGCGCCUGAGAGAGUACGACGAGGCGCUGCUCGAGGACGCACUGCGGCAAGUGCGCGAGAAGGAG
Messenger RNA from Tilletiopsis washingtonensis, 834 nucleotides. Its product is annotated as Clavaminate synthase-like protein. Gene Ontology annotation, cellular component: nucleus. The record is from RefSeq and is a predicted model, not a curated record. The annotation marks the transcript as partial. Gene Ontology annotation, molecular function: cis-regulatory region sequence-specific DNA binding. The transcript is spliced from 4 exons. NCBI's taxonomy places the organism in Eukaryota, Fungi, Basidiomycota, Exobasidiomycetes, Entylomatales.